Bicyclus anynana (squinting bush brown) is the source of this 1254-nucleotide messenger RNA. RefSeq lists its product as uncharacterized. The coding region runs from base 1 to 1254 and encodes 417 amino acids. NCBI's taxonomy places the organism in Eukaryota, Metazoa, Arthropoda, Insecta, Lepidoptera, Nymphalidae. The transcript has 3 exons. The record is from RefSeq and is a predicted model, not a curated record.
AUGAGGUGGCGAGCUCUUCAAAAUACUCCAUCCAUAAGUUGGCAACUACUGGGGCAACUGGGCUACCCAUUGCCACCCCAUCAAUCUGAAGUUUUAAAAGCAGACAAGGGGAAUGCAACUGUCUUAUUGAACGUCUCAGACUAUGAGAAAAAGAUAGACGACUUAUUAAAGGACACCACAACUUAUAAGAAGGUAAAUUAUAACCCAACUGCGCGAGUGACUAGAAAAACUACCAAGCUGAUCAGGGAUUAUCGUAAUGUUAUCGGAGAUGAUGUAAGUAAUAACCUUUUGAGACCUCGAAAUAUACAACCACCUAAACUAUACGGCCUGCCAAAAAUUCAUAAGUGUGAUGUUCCUCUUCGCCCUAUAGUGAGUCAAAUAGAUUCACCUACUUAUGAAUUGGCGAAGCAUGUCUCAAGUGUUCUACAACCACUAGUGGGCCACACGUCAUCUUACGUCAAAGACUCCCGCCAUUUUGUACGUUUAUUACAAGACACUAACAUUGAAGGGCAUGAGUGCAUGAUAAGCUUUGAUGUCGAAUCCCUAUUUACCAACGUACCAAUUCACGACUUUAUGGAGGUACUUAAAAUAAAGUUACAAGAAAACAACAUCCCGGAGGAGUAUGUCACCUUAACAGGGCAUUGUUUGGAAUCUAGCUUUUUCCUUUAUAAAGGUGAAUACUACCUUCAGAUUGAUGGGGUGGCAAUGGGUAGCCCAGUUGCCCCAGUAGUUGCCAACUUAUGGAUGGAGUAUUUUGAAGAGCUCGCCACCUCAUCUAUACCCAUACAAGUUAGGUUUUGGAAAAGGUACGUGGAUGACGUUUUUGCUGUCAUGCAGGGCGGUGAAAAAGAGGUGCAACAAUAUCUGGCACUUUUGAAUGGUAUUCACCGGAAAAUGACCUUCACAUACGAAAUGGAAAAAGAUCGGUCGCUUCCAUUCUUGGAUGUCCUAGUCAAGGUCCGACUAGAUGGUAGUUUUAGUCACACUGUUUACCGGAAGCAGACACACACGGACAGAUAUUUACAUGGCUCUUCGCAUCACCAUCCACGACACCUUGCGUCAGUCGCUACCACCCUCUUCAAUCGCGCUCAGGACCUGUGUGAUGACGUUCACAUCCAGGCUGAGCUGGAACAUAUAAGCAAGGUGUUACGUCGAAAUGGUCAUAAGCCCCUUCGACUGCCUCGAAUAAGACGGGAGUCGAACUUGAGUCGCGGCGCACAAUUAACAAUGGCGGACGACGCUCAAGUGCGAUAA